This is a messenger RNA of Sinocyclocheilus anshuiensis, 1391 nucleotides long. RefSeq names its product methyl-CpG-binding domain protein 2-like. The record is from RefSeq and is a predicted model, not a curated record. Gene Ontology annotation, biological process: negative regulation of transcription by RNA polymerase II; DNA methylation-dependent constitutive heterochromatin formation. The transcript has 5 exons. Bases 267 to 959 code for a protein of 230 amino acids. Gene Ontology annotation, molecular function: methyl-CpG binding. Gene Ontology annotation, cellular component: nucleus. NCBI's taxonomy places the organism in Eukaryota, Metazoa, Chordata, Actinopteri, Cypriniformes, Cyprinidae.
GCGCUGGGUCACUUGUGUGGGAAGUGCUGAAAUUUCAACGCGUCACAGCCGCGUUACGCACGGAUCACACGCAGAUUCUGAUCGCCGACGAGCUCGAGGGAACGACGCGUUUAACGGCGGCACUUUAAGCCGAGAACUAGUCCUCUACUUGAUAACUCAGCAGCUAACUAACUACUCCAGCAGCAGUCCGUUAGCGAGCGUCACUCACACCUUCGCAUCUCAGGGCUCGGAUAUUAACACUUCCGAUCGAGCUGAUCGAUCAAUCAAUGAUCAUGGAGAGGAAGAAGGCGGACUGUCCGGCGCUUCCACCCGGCUGGAAGAAGGAAGAAGUGAUCCGGAAGUCCGGGAUGAGCGCUGGGAAGAGUGAUGUGUAUUAUUACAGUCCCACAGGAAAGAAGUUCCGCAGUAAACCGCAGCUAUCCCGCUAUCUCGGGAACUCGGUGGAUCUGGGAUGUUUCGACUUUCGCACGGGCAAAAUGAUGCCCAGCAAGAUGCAGAAGAACAAGCAGAGACUGCGCAGCGACAACCUCAGCCUGAGCAAGGGGAAGCCGGAUCUGAACACGGCGCUGCCCAUCAGACAAACAGCCUCCAUCUUCAAACAGCCGGUCACUAAAGUGGUCAAUCAUCCCAACAACAAAGUCAAGACAGACCUCCAGAGAGCCACGGAGCAGCCGCGACAGGUGCCUCCAUCACUCAGAGUUUGCAGUUUUUUAAAGGAUGUAAGUUGGGACGGAGUUCCACUCACGAACAUCAACCUCUUCCACAUCAGAAGAGAAGAGAAACCCGGUUUGAUUGACAGGCCAGGUCAGAGCCUUCAUCCCGCUCUCCUCCUCUUCCUCCUCAGGGAGCAGGAGCUGAAGGUGCAUCAGGCGCGCCGCAGUCUGGAAGAAGCUCUGAUGGCCGACGGUUUGGCGCGAGCCGCCGAGUCCAGACGAGACACGCAGGGCAGAGCGGCGUAAAGAGAAACAGGUUUGUCAGUGCACUGGAGUCCCGCUCCGCCCGCCGUGGACGCCUGCAUAUGAUGUCAUCAGUCUGCGUCAGCGGCACACGUUCAAUAACCCUUUACCAAUAGCUUCAACCAAGGCCUUUUUCAACUAGAGCGUAUAUUUUGAUGUACAUAUCUUUAUAUAAUUGAGAACAAUGCUUAUUUUGUGUCAGACAGAAGACAGAGAACUCGGCUUUUAUACGGCAAACACAGAGCAAUACUUCCUCGCCUCAAAUCAGGUCACCGUCGCUGGGUUUGUAUCGCAAACUCUUUUUACUUUCGUUUGGUGUCGUUGCUCUCCAUUUGUCAGGGUUUGUGACAAAUGAUUAAUGCAUCUGCAAACGUAUGAAUGAAAAAUGCUUAUUUAAGAAAAAAAUUUUAUACCUUGAGAUAAAAAUGUGUACAU